Pseudocercospora fijiensis CIRAD86 is the source of this 1463-nucleotide messenger RNA. RefSeq lists its product as uncharacterized. The coding region runs from base 24 to 1394 and encodes 456 amino acids. NCBI's taxonomy places the organism in Eukaryota, Fungi, Ascomycota, Dothideomycetes, Mycosphaerellales, Mycosphaerellaceae. Gene Ontology annotation, molecular function: glutamate-5-semialdehyde dehydrogenase (NADP+) activity; NADP binding. The transcript has 2 exons. The record is from RefSeq and is a predicted model, not a curated record.
AACAACUGCCCAGAUAUACCACCAUGUCUUUGACAAACGCCAACCCAGAUGAAGCUGCUCGCGCUGCGAAAUUGUCGUCAAGAACUCUUGCGGUGCUCUCCAAUGACGCGAGGAACAAAGCCUUGGAUGCCAUUUACGAUGCUCUCUCUGCUGCGCGGGAUGACAUUUUGGCGGCGAAUGCUGUAGACCUUGAGAAGGCAACGAUUGCGACCAGCGAUGGCCAGCUCAAUCCGAGCAUAUACAAGCGGCUGGACUUGUCUCGGAAAGGCAAAUUUGACGAUAUGCUGCAGGGCAUUCGUGAUGUUCGGUCACUACCAGAUCCAAUCGGCAGGGUGGACCUUCGCACCGAGCUCGAUGACGGACUGAUACUUCAGCGACAAACAUGCCCAAUCGGUGUUCUCCUGAUCAUAUUUGAAGCCAGGCCAGAAGUCAUAGCCAACAUCGCUUCUCUUGCUAUCAAAUCUGCCAAUGCUGCGAUCUUAAAGGGCGGCAAAGAAUCCACAGAGUCGUUCAAGAUCAUUGCCUCCAUCAUCGGCAAGGCACUCGACAGCACGGAAGUCCCGAAUGACUCCAUUCAGUUGGUGGCUACCCGCGAUGCCAUUGACUCACUGCUUGAGCAAGGCCAAUACAUUGAUCUUUGCAUCCCACGAGGCUCGAAUGACCUGGUCCGACAUUGCCAGCGAAAGGCACAUAUGCCAGUCCUUGGCCAUGCGGAUGGCCUUUGUUCGAUCUAUGUCCACCCAGACGCCGACCCAAAAAUGGCAGCAGAUGUCAUAGUGGACUCCAAGACAGACUACCCUGCCGCUUGCAACGCUGUAGAAACCCUUUUGGUACACGAAGACGCCCUCCAAACCAUUCUCCCAACAAUCGCAUCGGCAUUGGUCUCGAAAGGCGUCACUCUCCGCUGUGAUGCACAAUCAAAGGCCGCUGUCUCUUCUGUGGACCCAUCGCAUGUGCAGGAUGCCACCGGCGCAGAUUAUCAAACAGAAUUCCUCGACCUCAUCCUUGCGGUCAAAACAAUUCCUGCUAGUUCGGACGACGCGACCAAAGCUGUGGAUGCAGCUGUCGAGCACAUUAAUACAUACGGCUCUCAUCAUACAGAUGCGAUUCUGACAUCGUCAAAAGAGAUCGCCGAUCGAUUCUGUAACGGAGUCGACGCUGCUUGUAAAUUCUGGAACGCCUCAACAAGGUUUUGUGACGGUAUGAGGUUUGGCUUCGGUACAGAGGUUGGCAUCAGCACCAACAAAGUACAUGCUCGUGGCCCUGUCGGCCUUGAAGGCUUGACUAUCCACGAGUAUCGGAUAUCAGGUAAUGGUCAAUGUGCUGCCUCAUACUCUGGCAGCGGAGGCAGAAAGUACAAGCACGCAAGGCUGCCGCUGUCGAAUGGCGUCUAGGCGUAGUACGUGGAGUCAUUGCGAGGGCAAUAGCUUCUAGAAUUGCACAGAUGGCGUGUUGCAACAUCG